Messenger RNA from Clarias gariepinus (North African catfish), 2021 nucleotides. RefSeq names its product ubiquitin like 4A (gene ubl4a). NCBI's taxonomy places the organism in Eukaryota, Metazoa, Chordata, Actinopteri, Siluriformes, Clariidae. Gene Ontology annotation, molecular function: protein binding. The transcript has 4 exons. Gene Ontology annotation, biological process: post-translational protein targeting to endoplasmic reticulum membrane. The record is from RefSeq and is a predicted model, not a curated record. The coding region runs from base 132 to 635 and encodes 167 amino acids.
CGAAUUCCAGGUUGAUGUUUGUGGCGUCAUAUCCGUGGGAAGCAGUUCCUCGGAAAAGCUAACGUUGAAUAAAUUGCUGCGAAAAAGAUAUAAUUUUAGGGGUUGUUUUUAUUUUUUAAGCAGAUGUCAAGAUGAUCCUCACAGUUAAACCUCUCCAGGGGAAGGAGUGUAGCGUUCAGGUUACAGAAAACGAGAAGGUGUCGACGGUGAAAGAACUGGUGUUUGAGCGCUUGAACAUCCCUCCACAUCAGCAGCGACUGCUUUACAAAGGGAAAGCCUUGGCAGAUGAAUACAGGUUGAGCGAUUAUGCCAUCGGCCCAGAGGCCAAGCUGAACCUGGUGGUUCGGCCAACAGGAGAGAGAAACAGUGGCGCCGCUGUCAGCAGUAAGCCCACUACCCCCAGUAGCACCAGUACAGCCAGCAGCAGUGGGAGUGAUGGAAAUGGAGUAUGGCAGUUACUGUCCACUGUCCUGUCCAAACACUUCAGUCCUGCAGAUGCAGCUAAAGUCCAUGAACAGCUCAUUAAGGAUUACGAGCGGUCUCUCAGACAGCUCAGCCUAGACGAUAUCGAGCGUCUGGCUGGACGUCUGCUGCACCCUGAGGCAGAGGGAAUGGAUGCGUCAUACAUGGACUGAGACGAGCUAUAGUGUAUAUACAUAUAUACACACACACACACACACACACACACACACACACACACACACACACACAAACAUGCAUCCACAUACAAAGAGCACACUUUAACAGCAGCAACCUGAUGUUUGGUCCCACGUAUGCGACGAGGACGUUUCAGAUCGACGGGACCAUAACACCGGACUUCAGGUCGGGCCGCGCAUGACCGCGGCUCAGCUCAAAUACUCAACAGAGAAUUCCUUUUCAGUCUUUUUGAACAGUAAUUGAAAUGUUAUGUGCAGCACUUCUAUCCGCACCAUGUUUCCAUUUUCUUGCCUUCAGAUGCAAACGUGACGGCCAGUGUGCUACGUGUUUUUGUUUUUCAUGAUUGGGUUAAGUUCAAGUCGUUGUACUACCCAAGCUGCAUUUUUCUUUUGAGCGUAUAGAAUGUCUCAAAUUGAAAAGAAAAAAAAAAAGGGAUGCAUCUCUUUCGUUGCGUGUUAACAGGAGCUGGAUUAACAUAACCACAACAUGAACGUACAGAUUAAACCUCACGCAUGAACAGAAGUGGUGAUCGAUUUUUUUGCCUGCACUUGAUUACUGUUUUUAACUUGCCCUCAUCAACAACUUUUUAAAGAACCGAGUGUGGCCUGUUACACGGUUUAUCCAGGCUUUGAGGGAUCGAGUCAAUAGAAUUUAAGCUCAGAUUUCCUUUAAAAGCAGCAAAAAUGGGGGAAGGAAAUAGUUGUGAUAUUUGUUACAGCCUUUACUUUACAGUUUACACAACUACACAUCCUGUUGACUAAUUAGCAGGCUGGCUAGUUAGCGUAGCCACAGGCAGGUUGCCAUAGAAAGCAAUUUAUUAUUGAUGUGUAUUUCAACCCUCAUAAAUAAUGGCAUUUUAAAAACAGUAUUGAAAUGCAGAGUUACUUUAAACUCGAAUGAUCCUGUGAUGUUUAUUUUAGGCUUUUCAGUCUACACACGCUGCUUAACGUUAUGUUUCGAUGCUUAACGGACCUAUUUAUGAUAGUCAAGGAGUUAUGUUCAUCACUACUGACCACAAAGUUAGUGCUGGGCCAUGCGCAGGUAAACACUCUGACUUUGUAAAUACUGUUUUAUUAUAAUUAUUAUUAAAAAGGACAACCUUCUUGUGACUGGCUUUUUUCCCCCACUUGACUUAUUGUGUAGCAGUGCGUUUUAUUCCUCUUAUACCACAAUUACAGCUUUUAAUUUAUUAACCGGUCAUUCUUUUUAUACGUUUGUAUUUACAGUCCAUCUCUCGCAAACAUCCGUAAGUUCAGAAUGCAGCUUGUCAUGUUAAAUCAUCGUCCUAAGGACUGUGCCAUGAAGGAAAACUUACUAACACUUUCAAAACUUUGCAAUAAAGAAUUUCUUAGAGUAAACCUCAA